Phragmites australis (common reed) is the source of this 2271-nucleotide messenger RNA. RefSeq names its product putative clathrin assembly protein At5g35200. Lineage: Eukaryota; Viridiplantae; Streptophyta; Magnoliopsida; Poales; Poaceae. The record is from RefSeq and is a predicted model, not a curated record. Gene Ontology annotation, molecular function: 1-phosphatidylinositol binding; clathrin heavy chain binding; SNARE binding. Gene Ontology annotation, biological process: vesicle budding from membrane; clathrin-dependent endocytosis; clathrin coat assembly. The transcript is spliced from 16 exons. The coding region runs from base 249 to 1925 and encodes 558 amino acids. Gene Ontology annotation, cellular component: clathrin-coated vesicle; clathrin-coated pit.
UGUCCGGCCACCGGGUGGUGGUUCGCCUCCGGGUAGGCCGAGCUGCGAAAGCGACCGCCCCUCCCCCGCCUCCUCCUACUCUUCUCCUCUCCUCUCCUCUCCUCUCCUCGCCAAGAACUCGGUCCACGUCCCCCUUCUCCGCGCAGGAAAGGCUCCUCCCCCUUUCCUCACCUGAGACUCCUGCUUCUUCCGGAGAUUUUUUUUUCUGCUGCGGAGGUAACUAGGAUAUCAGCCGGGAGUCGAGGAGAAUGGCGGUUGGCGGAACUCAGCCGACCCUCAGGAAGUAUCUUGGUGCCCUCAAGGACACGACGACUGUGAGCUUAGCAAAAGUGAACAGUGAUUAUAAGGAAUUGGACAUUGCAAUUGUCAAGGCCACGAACCAUGUUGAGCGUCCAUCAAAGGAGAAGUACAUAAGAGAAAUUUUUCAUUCCAUUUCUGCUGCAAGACCACGAGCAGAUGUAGCUUACUGCAUUCAUGCCCUUGCCAGACGUCUUUCGAAGACACACAACUGGGCGGUUGCACUGAAGACAUUGAUUGUCAUACAUCGUGCCCUUCGAGAAGUUGAUCCCACUUUUCGUGAAGAGCUUAUUAAUUAUGGCAGAUCUAGGUCCCAUAUGCUGAACAUGUCCUACUUUAAGGAUGACUCUAGUGCAGAAGCUUGGGAUUAUUCUUCAUGGGUGCGGAUUUAUGCUUUAUAUUUAGAGGAGAGGCUUGAAUGCUUCAGAGUGCUCAAGUAUGAUGGGGAAACAGAUCCUCCGAGGACUCGGGAUCUUGAUACUGUUGCUUUGCUUGAUCAUCUGCCACCAUUACAGCAACUCCUUUUUCGGCUUCUUGCUUGCCAGCCACAAGGAGCGUCUUCUUACAAUAUUAUAAUCCAGCAUGCACUUUCAAUGGUUGCUUUAGAGAGUGUUAAGAUCUACACCGCAAUUAGUGAUGGAACAAUCAAUCUGGUUGACAAGUUCUUUGAGAUGCAAAGGAAUGAUGCUGUUAGGGCACUUGAUAUAUACAAAAGAGCAACUAACCAGGCUGAAAGACUCUCAGAAUUUUAUGAAGUGUGUAAAACUAUACACAUUGGGCGUGGUGAGAAGUUCUUAAAAAUUGAACAGCCUCCAGCAUCAUUCUUACAGACUAUGGAGGAGUACGUAAGAGAUGCUCCCACGAUGGCUCAAAAAGAUAAGGUACUGGCGAUAGAAUAUAAAAAGGAGCCAGAGGAAAAGCCAGCUUCACCUCCUCCAGCCCCAGAACCAGAACCAGCACAGGAACCCGAGCCAGAACCGGAACCAGUAAAAGAGGAACCACCAGUAGCUGAACCAACAGAUUUGCUGGGUCUGAACGAACCACACCCUGCCGUGGCUGAGAUAGAUGAGAAGAAUGCUUUGGCACUGGCAAUCGUUCCGAUAGAUGAUGCUCCUAAAGCUGCUCCUGCUAGUUUUGAAAAUGGAGUCACAGGCUGGGAACUGGCCCUUGUCACGGCACCAAGUUCAAAUGAAACUGCUGUCACCUCAAGCAAGAAAUUGGCUGGUGGGCUGGACUUGCUCACCCUUGACAGCCUAUACGACGACGCGAACCGAAGAGCGAGCCAGACCGCAAGCUACAACCCCUGGGAGGCCGCCGCACCGAUGAUGCAGAUGGCACCUGCGAUGCGCGACCCGUUCUACGCCUCGGGCGGGUUCGCGGCGCCCCACGCCGUACAGAUGGCCGCCAUGGCGCAGCAGCAGCAGGCCUUCAUGCUGCUGCAGCAGCAGCAGCAGAUGAUGACGAUGGCAGCAGCAGCCCCGGCGCCGGUGGUCCACCAGAUGCCGGUGCAGCAGGCCCCGGCCAACCCGUUCGGGAACCCGUUCGCGGCCGCCGGCGCGCACCCGUACGGCGCCGCCGGCACGCCGCUCCACGCCGGGCCCGGCAACGCCUACACGGGGCUGAUCUAGCCAUCCAGCCCGGCGGUUUCUUGCAUGGUACCAUUCUUUUUGUCCUCGCACGUUUUCUCGUCGCCGGUGUGAUGAACUGUAGCAGGUAGAGGCCGGCGGUCGCGGCCAUAUAUAGCGUCAAGGUUGGGUGUACACUGUAUAGGAGCAAGCAGGUCAGUGGUGCUGGGGUUCGUUCGGUAGAAGGCGAUUGUAUUAUAUUGUCUGGCGUUUUGAUUUUCGUUUCAUGUGCAGUUGAGAGUCAUUCUGUUGUUGCGAUCGAGGAGACACGACAAGUCGAGAUUGAAAUUGGAUUAUUCAUGGACAUUGGAUAUACGGUCAAAUAAUGUGACAGUUCUUUCUUAGUUCA